CAAUACCUGUACCCGCGGCGCGGAGGCGCCGUAAUUAAUCCGAGAAAACGUAUAGCAAGAGAGCUUCGUCCGACGCUCGGAAUAUUCAGUGGCGGCUGUCAGCGGGAUUGAAUGGUGCCCCUUCAUUAGGUUAUUGAGUCAUCGUAACGACGGUUGUCCAAGAUGCCGAGAAUAAAUUACUUCUUCUUCGUGUUCUUUAUUUUGCAAUUACUCCAGCACAUCAAGAGCGAUAGCUCCUUGACUUCCGAUAGAACCGAAGCCAGUUCUGAAGGACCGCCUCCAUCUCCGAACUGGCAAUCUCCAUCAUUGAUAGAAGUCUCGGCUGAUGGCUCGGACGAGAAUCCAAAUUCACAGGCAUCCCAAUUCAGUCAAGCCAAUGGAGUGUAUAUUCCGGCCGAAUCAAAGCACGAGCGAAAUGUUGACGAGGAGCACGAAAUCUCCGAUAUUAGUAGAGCAGUACUGGGGCAUUCGCAAAUAGAAGUCCCGCCGACUCUAGGAGGAUCUAGCGAAUCUGGCGAAUCUGGCGAAUCUGGAGGAUCUGGAGGAUCUGGAGGAUCUGGAGGAUCUGGAGGAUCUGGAGGAUCUGGAGGAUCUGGAGGAUCUGGAGGAUCUGGAGGAUCUGGAGGAUCUGGAGAGUCUGCGGGAUCUGGUGGAUCUGGUGGAUCUGGAGAAAACACGUCGUUUUCCGGAGGGUCUCCGAGCGAAAAACCGGAAGGCGAGGUAUCGGACGAAUCGCAGGAAGACACAGCCUACAGCUACAACACCAUCAAGAACCUCUGGCUGAAUUCGAUAGACGCAAAUUGCGGCUGGUUUCAUUUGGGACUGGAAUCCAAUUGUUUCAUCGAUUAUUUCUUAAUAGGGCCAGUCAAGUUCGUCGGCCAUUUGUUUGACUUUGUUGAAAGUCUGUUUUAAUUACAGCUAUAUGCAAGUAUUGAAUUAAGAGAAUGUAUUAAAUUGAGAGAAAAAAUAAGAGAGUAUAAUGAGUUUA
Molecule: messenger RNA, 988 nt
Organism: Nasonia vitripennis (jewel wasp)
Lineage: Eukaryota; Metazoa; Arthropoda; Insecta; Hymenoptera; Pteromalidae
Product: glycine, alanine and asparagine-rich protein
Exons: 6
Coding region: 163-912 (249 amino acids)
Source: RefSeq, a predicted model, not a curated record